GUUGGGUAACACUGUUUCGAACGACAAAAGUAGACAUAAAAAGGCAGAGUUUGACGUGAAUUUGUGCAAUUAAUAUUUUUACACUUUUAUAAUAAACAUUUUUUAUACGCUUGUCCAACGAAUUUACAUCGUUUGUCAUCGCUUAGCCCAGUGCGUGUAAUAAUAAUAAAUAACAUUACGUAUCCACGGUAGGGGCCAGAAGCAAGCAAAUCAUAAAGCAAAGCAAAGAAAGAAAGUUCUAAAAAUAUUUUUUAUCGUCGUGAAAGUCGCAUAUUUUAUAAAGCUUUAAAUUAAAGACCAAACAGCGCAUACUUAAUUGCAAAAAUGGUAUUGAAAGUGUACGUUAGCGGUAUGUCCGGCAACAAGGAGGUGAAGAAGCGCCAACAGCGCGUUUUGAUGAUCCUGGAUAGCAAGAACAUUCAGUACGAUACUGUUGACAUUACAGAGCCCGGCAAGGAGAGCGAAAAGGAAUUGAUGCAAAACAAAUCAACUAGUAGUGGCGGCACAGUCAGCGAUCCAGAGCCUAGGCAUCCAUUGCCACCGCAAAUCUUCAACGACGCCGAAUAUUGCGGCGACUACGAUGCCUUCGAUAUGGCCAAUGAAAUUGAUACGCUGGAGGUGUUCCUUAAGCUGGCACCUGCUGAUACAACAGCCGUGAGCAGUGCUCAAAUCGAACUGAAGCAGGAAAACGGUGUGGCCAAAGAGGGCGAAAAACCCGAAGAGGAGGAAAAGAAAGCGCCAGCGGAAGGCGAUGGGGAUAAUGAGAAGGCAGAGGCAGAAGAUGGCGAGCAAACGAAUGAGGAUAAGGAGAAAACAAAUAAAGAUGGCGACGAAGAAGAUAAAAAGGAAGAGAGUAGUGAAGAAAAGACUGAAACCGAAGCCGAAGCCGAAGCUAAAGAAGGUAACGACGAAUUAGAAUCAAAAAAAGAGGAGGAAGCAACAGGUAAAAUAAAGGAUGCAACGCGUUUUAACUAUUUUAACAUUCCCUUAAUGCCAAAAGCAGACGAAACAGAAGAUGAGCAGAAGGAGAAAAAGACGGAGGAAGACGAUAAGAAAGAGGAUGAGGUUGAGAGUGAGGGUGAAGGUAAGAAAACGGAAGAAACGGCAGAUAAAUCAGAAGAUGCGGAAGAUGCUGAAGGCGAGACAAAGGAAGAGUCGAAAGAAGAAAAAGAAGACGAAACAAAAGAUCAAAUAGAAGAGGAGUUGGAAGACGCAACAGAAGAGAAAACAGAAGAGGAGAAGCCGGAAGAUGAAGCAAAAGAAAAAACAGAAGAAAAGUCGGAAGGCGAAACUAAAGAGAAAACAGAAGAAAUUGAAAAAGAUAAAGAAACCAAAGAGAAAUCAAGUGAGGAUUCGCAUGUAGAGAAAGAAACGGCAGAAGUCUCCUCAGCAGAGGAAAAGCAAGAAGAGAAAGAAAACGUCGAAGAGACAGUGCAGUCAGAAACCGAGGAAAGUGCAGAAAAGAAAGCUGCCGAAAAUUCUGAAGACGCCGAAGGCGAAUCUGACGAAAAGGAAGAAGACAAGGGAAAAACAGAAGAAGUAAAAGCAGAGACUGCCGAUGAUACUAAAGAAGAAGACACAAACGCAGGUGAAACCAAAACAGAAGAGAAAACAGAUGAUAAUGAUGUGAAGAAAGAGGAAGAACAAAACGAAGAGGAGAAGAAAGUAGAAGUAGAAAAAGAAGCUAAAGAAAAUACCGACGAUAAUGAAGAAGAUAAAGCAAAAACAAAUCAGGAUGAAGAAGAAACUAAAGAGGACUCCGAAAAGAAAGAAAUAGAAGCCAAAGAGAAUAAAGAAGAGGAAGAGUCAACGGUGGAACAAAAAGAAAGUGAAGCAGUAACAGAAGAAAAGAAGGAGACCACUUCUGAUACAGAAGAAAAAACUUCUGCUGAAGAUGAAAGCAAAGAAGAGUAAAGCAAUUCGUGCAUAAGCGGCCAAUCAACUGACACGAACCACAACGAACGAACGAAAUGAACUGGCACAAACAUACACACCAAAUGAACAACAGCACUCACUUGAAAUGAACCACUAUCGCAUCCGCAUCUGUAGUCCAUUACUUAGAGCACACACAUACACACACGCCCAUAAGCACAUUAUGAACAUGUAUUGUAAAUAAGCAUAAAUGAAAAAAAUAUAUUACUAAUAAUAAUAAAGCUGGUGAAGGGU
Molecule: messenger RNA, 2166 nt
Organism: Drosophila hydei
Lineage: Eukaryota; Metazoa; Arthropoda; Insecta; Diptera; Drosophilidae
Gene: Sh3beta
Product: SH3 domain-binding glutamic acid-rich protein homolog
Exons: 4
Coding region: 325-1914 (529 amino acids)
Cellular component (GO): cytoplasm
Source: RefSeq, a predicted model, not a curated record